Messenger RNA from Fibroporia radiculosa, 537 nucleotides. RefSeq lists its product as uncharacterized. The transcript is spliced from 7 exons. Gene Ontology annotation, biological process: positive regulation of translational termination; positive regulation of translational elongation. NCBI's taxonomy places the organism in Eukaryota, Fungi, Basidiomycota, Agaricomycetes, Polyporales, Fibroporiaceae. The record is from RefSeq and is a predicted model, not a curated record. The coding region runs from base 1 to 537 and encodes 178 amino acids. Gene Ontology annotation, molecular function: RNA binding; ribosome binding; translation elongation factor activity.
AUGUCUGACGACGAGCAGCACAACCACAACUUCGAGCAGGCCAGUGCUGGGGCCUCCGCCACCUUCCCCAUGCAAUGUUCUGCUCUCCGCAAGAACGGGCACGUCGUCAUAAAAGGUCGUCCCUGCAAGAUCGUAGAGAUGUCCACUUCCAAGACUGGCAAGCACGGUCACGCUAAGGUUCACUUGGUCGCCAUCGAUAUAUUCACCGGCAAAAAACUCGAAGAUAUCUGUCCCUCCACUCACAACAUGGAUGUCCCCAAUGUCUUUAGGAAUGAGUACCAGCUGGUCAACAUCGAUGAUGGCUUCUUGAAUCUGAUGACUGCUGAUGGCACUGCUAAGGAUGAUGUCCGAGUUCCCGAGGGUGAACUUGGUGACCAGAUCUCUGGUGGAUUUGAUGAGGGCAAAGAUUUACUUGUCACAAUUGUCAGUGCUAUGGGCGAGGAGCAGGUAGCGUUUAUACUGUUCAUCUGGGUCGUAUAUCUCUAUCCGUCGGUUGCCCACCCGCUAUUGUCUCUAUUAAGCAUCAACCCAUCGUAG